UAAGGUAGGUUGGAAUCAACGAUUCGAAACUUCUGUUAAAAUUUCUUGCAGCUUUAGCAGUACCAGCAGCUUCAGCAUCUACAUCAACAUUAGCAGUACUAGCAGCUUUAACAACUACAUCAUCAUUUACUCAUUUGAUAUUAAAACAAUGGAGUUCCAAAAAGUCAACGCCAUUGGUCGUAUGGAGAGCUUUCUACCAACGAAGCCACUUUCUGAGUUGACUGUUAAUGAGUCAUACAAUGUAACUAAAAUAAACAAGGUGCAGACGAAAUAUGGUUCUAGGAUUGUAGUAGACCUGGAUGCUGCAUUUACCACUUUUCUGCCGGCAAGGUUCGCAAAACUAUUUGAAGCUGACCCUACCUCCUUCACAAUGAUGGAAGAAGCCGUGCAAUCGGAAAAGUUGCGAUUAAAAUAUAUUGGUGGCAAAUUUAAUGUUAUUGAAUUUGAAUAA
Leptopilina heterotoma is the source of this 451-nucleotide messenger RNA. RefSeq lists its product as uncharacterized. The transcript is spliced from 2 exons. Bases 149 to 451 code for a protein of 100 amino acids. Lineage: Eukaryota; Metazoa; Arthropoda; Insecta; Hymenoptera; Figitidae. The record is from RefSeq and is a predicted model, not a curated record.